AUGAACAUUCCGCAGCCGGUUGCUAUAUCAGGCAGUCCUGUUUUACCAUAUUGUCUUGUAGGAGACGAGGCUUUUCCUUUGAAGCUAUACUUGCUUCGUCCAUACCCAGGUAGAGGCCUGACACCGGAAAAGGAAGUAUUUAAUUAUCGUUUAAGUCGAGUAAGACGAUUAAUCGAAAAUACCUUCGGUAUACUCGUCAGUCAGUGGCGAAUAUAUAGAAAGCCAAUUAUCGCCAAUCCUGAAACUGUUGUGCAAAUAGUUAAGGCAACCGUGUGCUUGCACAAUUGGCUUCGAAAAAACGACAUUGGUAUUAACGAAUAUGUACCUAUCGGCAUGGUCGACGACAAUCCAAACAUUCCAAGUGGAUUCAAUGCAGGAUCUUGGAGAAGCAUUAUGGAAGAUAGUUGUGCGUUCAAUGAUAUUGGAAACUGUGGCUCUAGGAUGAGUUCCCGAGAAUGCGUAAACAUUCGCGAAGAAUUUUGUCGCUACUUUAAUAAUGAAGGUGCAGUGCCAUGGCAAUACAAUCGUCGAUGUUAA
This is a messenger RNA of Mycetomoellerius zeteki, 537 nucleotides long. RefSeq lists its product as uncharacterized. Bases 1 to 537 code for a protein of 178 amino acids. The record is from RefSeq and is a predicted model, not a curated record. NCBI's taxonomy places the organism in Eukaryota, Metazoa, Arthropoda, Insecta, Hymenoptera, Formicidae. The transcript has a single exon.